Molecule: messenger RNA, 1761 nt
Organism: Magallana angulata
Lineage: Eukaryota; Metazoa; Mollusca; Bivalvia; Ostreida; Ostreidae
Product: protein trapped in endoderm-1-like
Exons: 1
Coding region: 672-1601 (309 amino acids)
Biological process (GO): G protein-coupled receptor signaling pathway
Cellular component (GO): membrane
Molecular function (GO): G protein-coupled receptor activity
Source: RefSeq, a predicted model, not a curated record
AGGUUAUUUUGAAACGAAUACCAUGGUAAACGAUGGCAGCAUCUAAAAAUCAUAAUUUACAGUGAUUUUUAUUUUGAAUAUGAUGAACUUACAUCCACAUUAAAAUUUCUAAAUGUCCAAAACCAACUCACACUGUAAGGUUUUUGAAGAUUUGAAGCCAUUUUUUAAAAUUGCUUCAUCUUUUCAUACCAAGAAUAUAUGUUAAUUACAAAUUGUAAGGUUAACGAAAAUGGCUUUUAUGUGUAAAGAUUAGUUCGAGCGUAUGGAAGUUUCCGUAAAUUAAAUAUACAUGUUCUUUAAGCUGAUCUUUCUGCAGAAUAUUUUUAUCAAUUUUGGUACACCGUUUUAUUUGUUAUAUCAGUGGAUUCUUCCUUUAUUACUAAAUAAAAAAUGAGAAGAUAAAUAAUUAUUGAAAUAUUGAUAAUCAAUAUUUAUCCUUGUUAUGGUCAUAUUGAAAGGUUUUAACUAUAUUGCAUGGUUAUUCUCAAGUGCAAAUGAUUAAGGAAUUAUAAAAAAUGAAUUUUUGUACAAUUUGUGGAUAAAUCAAUUACUCGCGGUAUUAACCGCAUUUAUUUAAAGCAAAUAGUAUUAGAGUUAACUCUGAGAACACUUCGAAAAACUAAGUUCGUUGUUUCAGACCAGGUUCACUUGACACUUGAAUUCAAAAGAAAAUGGUUGCAUUUGAGAAUGUUUCGGAGCACAGCUCUGGUAGCGAUCAACCAUACUGCAUGUCUUACUCCUUGUUCAUAAUUCAUAUCGCCUGCUCCUCAGCUAUUUUUGUAAUCGGAGUCAUCGUCAAUGUUUUCAGCAUCAGGGCCAUCAUCCGACUAAAGUUGUUUCGGGAUACCUCGGUCAUCUUCACUCUUCAUCUGAUGACCGUCAACCUCGUAGCAUGCACUUUAGGGAUGGUCGUUGCCGUAGUGAACUCGAUCCGCUACACUGGAAUAAAAGAUACUUCGUGUAGAGUAAGUGGAUACAUCAUUUUCGUCCUAAUUGGAGUCAAAAUGUGCAAUAUAACAUUAAUUUCCGUGAGUACAUACUUAAACGUUGCGCAUUACGUUUCUGUAAAAUUAUUCUUUUCUAAAACUCGUAAUGUUGUACUUUGCCUUGUUUUCACGUGGACCCUGCCUCUAUUUAACCUUUCUCUGCCUUUGACGGAAGUCUGGGGUGAGUUCAUUGUGAUGAAACAUGCGCCGUGGUGUUUUCCCUUGUCGGGAGGGUACGGAACAUACCUCGUGUGUUUUUCACUCGUGGGCACUAUGUCGACGCUCUUUAUUUCGUACAUAGGAAUUUUGAGAACUGUUUUACAGAGCAGGCGAAAAGUUGGAGGCAAACCGGACCCUACGAACAAGAAAAAAAACAGUAACGAACGACAAUUGAUUAUCUCCGUCAUCAUCAUGGUGACGUCAUAUACCAUUCUAUUCCUGCCGACAUGUUUACUUCCAGUUGCAGACCCAAAUUACAGUCUUGGCAUUUACGUACAUGUAAUUUUUACGUAUUUUAUGUCAUCAUCUAAUAUUAUAGAAACGCUAAUCUAUUCUAUUCUGCACUCGAAAAUAAGAAAUGCAAUCAAAUUGAUAAUGAUGUGCAGAAAAUUAUAGUCAUUUUAUGCUUUACUGAUUUGCUGGUUUUUUUUUUUAUUUCAUAGCUUUGCGCAUAGAGAGAGAGAGAGCGUUUAGUUGAACGAGACUAAUUAUGAACAUGUUGAUUUAAAAAAUACAAAUUUAACGUAGAAUUUUAGGAAACUAAAUGUUAUUGAUG